Messenger RNA from Scylla paramamosain (green mud crab), 4075 nucleotides. RefSeq names its product neuronal-specific septin-3-like. NCBI's taxonomy places the organism in Eukaryota, Metazoa, Arthropoda, Malacostraca, Decapoda, Portunidae. Gene Ontology annotation, molecular function: molecular adaptor activity; GTPase activity; GTP binding. Gene Ontology annotation, biological process: cytoskeleton-dependent cytokinesis; intracellular protein localization. The record is from RefSeq and is a predicted model, not a curated record. Gene Ontology annotation, cellular component: septin ring; microtubule cytoskeleton; cell division site.
UUCUUUCCCGGUUCAUACUUGUCUGCCUAUCAAACCUUGUUGAUCUCUCAUUUGCCGAGCUGAUGAUUAAUCUUAGAAUUCUGCCCGUUCACUGUCUUCCCGAUUCCCCAGCGAGAUUACAUCGUUCGCUCUCCCGUGUAGUGGCACAGACCCAUUCUGUGCAGGGGACCCAUUCCGUGCCGCUACACCGGCGUCGCUCCUCACACAGCUCGGCUCACUCCUCACUGCUCACGGCUCGCCGCUCAAGCGCUCCGCCGCGCUGGCUCAGGCUCAGUCAGUACUGGUCUGGCUGUGGUGGGGGUUGGGUAGGGUCGUUGGCGCGUGUAACACGUUAUCUCGUGAAGUGAAAUUAUUCUAACUAGUGACACGCCCCAGCUCGCCGCGUGGCCUGAGUGACUCACCUGCUGCUUGGAGACUGAUGAUCACCAUGACAAGCACCACAGCGGAACUCCCACACUCAAGGAUCUGAAGCUGUUGCACAAGAAGCUCCCCUGAGUGUGUGGUGGUCUGCCCCUGCCUGCCCCUCCUGCCCUGUCUACCCUGCCUGCCUCGCCUGUCUCGUCUGUCUCGUCUUCCACCUUGCCACCUCCGCCUUGGCUCCACGUGCUUCCUUGUGACAGGUCGGCGCAGGUACAGGUCCGCAGGAUGCCACAGGCUUCGCUAGGAGUGUCCCCGGCAGAGGGGUCGGCUUAUGUUGGCAUCGACACCCUUCAGGAGCAGACGCGAUUGAGGGCUCUGCGCCGCGGCUACACCUUCAACUUGGUGGUAGUAGGGCGAAGUGGUCUGGGCAAGUCCACCCUGGUUAACACACUCUUCAAGUCCUCGGUGGCCAGGAAGAAGGAGGGGCAGGAGGAGCCGCUACCUUCCACUACACAGGUGAAGAAGGUGGAGACGACCGUGAGUGAGGGCGGGGUGAAGCUGCACCUCACAGUCACGGACACACCUGGGUUCGGAGACCACAUCAACAACGAGAACUGCUGGGACCCCAUCAUCAGCUACAUCGAGGAGCAGUACGACCGCUACCUGACGGAGGAGCAGAAGGUGCAUCGCCUGCUCAGGAUCCCAGACACCCGCGUGCACUGCUGCCUCUACUUCAUCCCGCCCUCUGGACACUCGUUGAGUUCCCUGGACGUGGAGGUUCUGCGGAGGCUGGACAAGGUCACCAAUGUAGUCCCCAUCAUAGCCAAGGCUGACACUCUCACUAUUGAAGAGCGAGACGCCUUCAAGGAGAGGAUUCGAGCCGAUCUUAAUGACCACGGGAUCAAGACCUACCCGCUGGAGGGCACGGCAGACAUUGAUCACGCCAAGAUGAAGGAGCGUGUGCCCUUCGCCGUGGUGGGCAGUAACAAGUGGCACGAGGUUCACGGCAGGAAGGUGCUGGGGCGGCGCUCCACGUGGGGUCUGGUGGAGGUGGAGAACAAGGCACAUAAUGACUUCGCCUGCUUGAGGGACAUGUUAAUAAGGACACACAUGCAAGACCUUAUCGACUCCACGGAUGAGAUUCACUACGAGAACUACAGACGGACCAAGCUGUCGGCGGCCCUGCACAACGGGAACGCCUCGCAGGACACCAAGGAGUCGCAGAGCAAGCUAUAGGACACCGCCACCACCGCCACCACCACCACCAUUACUACUACUACUACUACUACUACUACUACUACUACUACUCUCGCCUUCUAUCGUUAAUUUUUACUACCACCAUUAUCACUAUCACGACUACAAUAAUUACUACUACUACUACUACUACUACUACUACUACUACUACUACUACUACUACAAUUACUACUACUAUUGAUGGUGAUGACAUGUAUUUGUAACUCUCUCUCUCUCUCUCUCUCUCUCUCUCUCUCUCUCUCUCUCUCUCUCUCUCUCUCUCUGUUGACGCCCAGUUCAGUUCAAAUCGGCCACGCCUUUACAGACAAUUUUCGUCAGGGGCAACAGGUCUGCUUACGUUUGCUUCUCAUUUGUAUUCCUUUGUGACUCCCAGUACACUUAAUGAGGAUCUUGUAAUAGGUUUCCUCAGAUCUGAAUUCCGUACUUUGCUUUUUCAAAAUAACUCUUAAUUAUAAAAGAAAACAAGAGGAGUAUCCGUUUUCUUUUAUUUGUGCACUCGUUAAUCUGAGUAUAUUUAAGGGACCACUUGAAGAUUUCUCACCCGUCAGUGUAAAAGCAUUGAUAAACCAACUCAAAUACUACUUUUCUCUUUUUUCUGUGCAUAAUAAAAGGAAAACAGAGGUGAAAACAGAUUAACCCUCUCAAAAAAAUAAUAAAUAAAUAAAAAAUAAAAGGCUGAGUGUCUCUCCAAUGUAAUAUCUAAGUAAGAAUAACUUAGAUUUAAUAACAACUUCACUGAUAUGAUGCAAAGUAAGAGGAGAAACGACCAGGCCUACACGUGGCAAUUUCUGUGUUGAAGCUCCUUAACUAUCCAAUUGGUAAUGCUGGAUUUAAUUUAGGCAAUGUUCUUUAUUACUGGAUGGCGAAAUCUUGAGGUGAUCCCGAAUGCCAUGUACUCCUCCUUCCCAGACACCUGAGGCCCACCUGCUGGUUAGUAUUGACAGGUGUGAGCUUCCUACAGGUGUGAGCUUCCAAGUGACUUUUUGUAGACGCCUUACUACAAAAAGCUACAGAAAAGUCUGAAUUUAUGUUUUUUCUUACUUUAAUUUUUCAUUGAUUCCAUUUAUUUUACAUUUGUUUAUUCCUGUCUGUGUAUCUGUGUGAAUAAUGAUUUCAAGGUCAUUUUAUAGGCGGUCAUGUGUGUGUGUGUGUGUGUGUGUGUGUGUGUGUGUGUGUGUGUGUGUGUGUGUGUGUGUGUGUGUGUGUACUUCAGCCUUGACAGUGGCCUUUGCAGGUGUUCAAAAGACAGGUCUGUGUGUGUGUGUGUGUGUGUGUGUGUGCAACUCAAGUCACAAACAAGUUCAUGUAAUUUUAAUGUCUUAGUCUGUUGAGUCUUGUCUUUUAAUUGUUCAUGUGUGGUUCCAUUGAGGCCACCGUCGUAGGAAGGUGUAAAUUAAUAGUUGACUUUAAUUAUUUAUUGCCCCUACACCAUGACUGUUGUUAUUAUAAUACUUCUAAUACUAAAAUGAAGAAAUCUUACUAUUAUACUAACGCCCUGAAACACGUGACUGCAAAUCCAUCCUUUUUUACUAUUUUCAUUCAUCAGUUAUUAUUUGUUUGCUCAAAUGUGAAAGCUUAUUUUACGGUUACGCAUUACGAUUUUUUUUUCUUUCGUGUAAUAAUUUUCUCCAAGGCGCUGUUAUAGUUUUUAAGCCUUUCCGUUACCAGUUGCUGUUUAAUUUGUUUUAGUAAGUGUGCUGAGAACGAUUAAACGCUUUGGGAAGAAACGAAGGUGCAGUCUUAAUCCACAUACGAGUACAGGUCUGCACACUCAACCGUCUCCUCCUCUCACCGUGCCCACCUUCAAUAGGCUUCAGUGCAGUGCGGUUUAAUUUUUUGGGGUUGAUGAUAGUUUGCCAAAGAUCCUAGACUGCAGGAGUGUUUUGAAAUGUGUUAUCGUGAUCCCUAUGAUGGUUCGACAAAAUCACUGUAUCCUUAAAAGCUCCAUUGUAAAUUAAUAAGGUUUUACAAGGGUGUUUACUGUCGUCUUGUGGUAGGUUAACAAGAUUUCUGCACACUGAAAAAGCUUUAGUGGAAAUUAUUGGGAUGUGCUUUAGGGAUGUUUCAAUUUAUAUUCUAAAGAUGGAGAAACUAAGAUUCUUUACUGGCAAGCUUUUCUGGAGGUUACUGGCGUUCUCAAGGAUGUUUUCGAUAUUUUAAUGACAGAAUAACCAGAAUUUUACACUUUAACAAGCUCUCGUGAACGUUAUUGGAAUUUUCAAAGGUAUUUUCCUGAUUUUAGUAACAGUUAUCAAGAAUCCUGCAUUAUUUAGAAGGGAAACACCCACGAGAACCCGCUCAAUGAUUAAUGUGGCCUUUGAAAGUGUUCUUGGUGAGAAAUCAAAGCGUGCCAGAGCUGGGACCUCAGACUCGCCCCCUCGUGUCCUCGGUGUUCCUUGCCAAAUGUCCUCGAGACCCAGUGUAUAUGACGGCUGUUUCUACAAUACAUCACUCAUUUUUA